CGAGGCCAACCAAUGAAAAGGGUGCGCGCUGUCACGUGACGCCCGGCCCCGCCUCCGCCGGUGUGUCGCGGCCCCGGGAGGGUCGGAGGCGGCUGUCGGGGCGCGCGCGCGCGGCCCCGGAGCUCCACGCCGCCGGAGGCAUGAGGCUGCCGCGGCGAGCGUGGCGGCGGCGCGCGGCGCUGCUGGGGCUGGGCGCGCUGGCGCUGUGCGGGGCGGCGCUGCUGUACCUGGCGCGCUGCGGCCCCGAGGGCGCGCGGGCGGCGGCGAGGCAUGGCCCCGCGCCCGCCGCGCCCGCCGCGCCCGCCGCGCCCGCCGCGCCCGCCGCGCCCGCCGCGCCCGCCGGCCCCCGAGCCGCCGCCUUCCUGGCCGUGCUGGUGGCCAGCGCGCCCCGCGCCCUCGAGCGCCGCAGCGCGGUGCGCAGCACGUGGCUGGCGGCGCGGCGCGGCGGCCCUGGAGACGUGUGGGCGCGCUUCGUGGUGGGCACGCGCGGCCUGGGCGCCGAGGAGCUGCGCGCACUGGAGCGCGAGCAGGCGCGGCACGGGGACCUGCUUCUGCUGCCCGCGCUGCGCGACGCCUACGACACCCUGGCCGCCAAGGUGCUGGCCAUGCUGGCCUGGCUGGACGAGCACGUGGCCUUCGAGUUCGUGCUCAAGGCGGACGACGACUCGUUCGCGCGCCUGGACGCCCUGCUGGCCGAGCUGCGCGGACGCGACCCCGCGCGCCGCCGCCGCCUCUACUGGGGCUUCUUCUCGGGGCGCGGGCGCGUCAAGGCGGGGGGCCGCUGGCGCGAGGCCGCCUGGCAGCUGUGCGACUACUACCUGCCCUACGCACUGGGCGGCGGCUACGUGCUCUCGGCCGACCUGGUGCACUACCUGCGCCUCAGCCGCGACUACCUGCGCACCUGGCACAGCGAGGACGUGUCUCUGGGCGCCUGGCUGGCGCCCGUGGACGUGCAGCGCGAGCACGACCCGCGCUUCGACACCGAGUACAAGUCGCGCGGCUGCAGCAACCAGUACCUGGUGACACACAAGCAGAGCGUGUCCGACAUGUUGGAGAAGCACCAGACACUGGCGCAUCUGGGCCGCCUGUGCCAACAAGAGGUGCAGCUGCGGCUCUCCUACGUCUACAAUUGGUCCGCACCACCCUCGCAGUGCUGCCAGCGCCGGGAGGGCAUCCCCUAGCGGGGCGGCCC
Molecule: messenger RNA, 1192 nt
Organism: Ochotona princeps (American pika)
Lineage: Eukaryota; Metazoa; Chordata; Mammalia; Lagomorpha; Ochotonidae
Gene: B3GALT6
Product: beta-1,3-galactosyltransferase 6
Exons: 1
Coding region: 141-1181 (346 amino acids)
Biological process (GO): glycosaminoglycan biosynthetic process
Cellular component (GO): membrane
Molecular function (GO): UDP-galactosyltransferase activity
Source: RefSeq, a predicted model, not a curated record